AUGGCUGAGCAGCUGAACCUCAAGACUGUCGAGUUUGAUUCGCGCUUCCCCAACCAGUUUGAUGCUAACCUGCGACCCGCUUGUGGGCAUUCAACCUACAGCUGGCAGAGCUACGUCGACUACUUCCGAUGUGUGAACAGCAAGGGUGAGGAGUUCGAGCCCUGCAAGCAGUUCUACAAGGCGUACCACACGCUCUGCCCGAACGAAUGGCUUGAGAAGUGGGACGAGCAGCGCGAGAGCGGCGCGUUCCCCGCUAAGCUGGACGCAUAA
Malassezia sympodialis ATCC 42132 is the source of this 270-nucleotide messenger RNA. RefSeq lists its product as uncharacterized. Bases 1 to 270 code for a protein of 89 amino acids. The record is from RefSeq and is a predicted model, not a curated record. Lineage: Eukaryota; Fungi; Basidiomycota; Malasseziomycetes; Malasseziales; Malasseziaceae. The transcript has 4 exons. Gene Ontology annotation, cellular component: mitochondrion; respiratory chain complex IV.